CCCUGCAUGAGCCAGUGUUAUCAGCUUCAAGUGUGCCACGGAGGGACCGAAGCUGUCAAAAGUCCACAGACAAGAUGAACUCCUGAGUCCAACGGUCACCGUCGCGUGCCUGGUCCUUUGAUGUCUGCCGCGCCGCAUUUCUACACAGCAGCUAGUCUGCAGGAGGACCUGGAAGUGUGCGGCAGCCAAACUGCGUCUGUGCUGAUUUAAAAAAGAAAACAAACUGAAGUGAGGUCCGGGGGGAACAGCGAGCAUGUCCGAAUCGAGUAGAUUUGUGAGUCCGUUUCACAGACCGCAGUUUGUUGCUGCUGCGGCUCCGGCUGGGAAAGCCAAACUAACGCAUCCGGGGAAGGCUAUUCUGGCAGGCGGCAUUGCAGGAGGCAUUGAGAUCUGCAUCACCUUCCCAACGGAGUACGUGAAAACACAGCUGCAGCUCGAUGAGAAAGCUAACCCUCCCAGAUACAGAGGAAUUGUUGACUGCGUGAAGCAGACAGUGAACGGCCAUGGGGUGAAGGGGCUCUACAGAGGCCUGAGCUCGCUGCUCUACGGCUCCAUACCCAAAGCAGCAGUCCGGUUUGGGAUGUUUGAGUUCCUCAGUAAUAAAAUGCGAGAUGAAAGCGGUAAACUCGACAGCAGGCGAGGGUUCCUCUGCGGUCUGGGAGCCGGAGUGGCGGAGGCGGUGUUUGUAGUCUGUCCGAUGGAGACCGUUAAGGUUAAAUUCAUCCACGAUCAAACAUCAGCCAACCCAAAGUAUAGAGGAUUUUUUCAUGGGGUCAGAGAGAUCAUAAGAUCUGAAGGACUGAAGGGGACCUAUCAGGGUCUGACUGCCACUGUCCUCAAACAGGGCUCCAAUCAGGCCAUCCGCUUCUACGUCAUGACCUCACUGAGGAACUGGUACAAAGGUGAUGAUGCCAACAAAACCAUGAACCCCUUGAUAACCGGGCUGUUUGGAGCUAUUGCUGGUGCCGCCAGCGUCUUUGGAAACACUCCGCUGGAUGUGAUUAAGACCAGGAUGCAGGGACUUGAAGCCCACAAGUACAAGAGCACACUGGACUGUGCCAUAAAGAUCAUGAAGCAUGAAGGCCCUAAGGCGUUCUACAAAGGCACCAUUCCUCGUAUGGGUCGGGUGUGUUUGGAUGUCGCCAUAGUCUUCAUCAUCUAUGAGGAAGUCGUGAAGGUCUUGAACGUGGUGUGGAAGACGGACUAAGCCGGACGCCCCCGGUGCUACACUACCUGCAGUGUUUGGACAGCUACUAAAUCCUGUCGUCUUAAAUCCUGGUUUCUAAUGUCUACCUCCAAGUAUCUUCAGACGGAAAAAAAAAAGAAAACUGGUUUGUUUAAUACUUGUGUAAUGUACAGUGCAGCAGCAGUGCUAGCAUUACCUGCUUAACAGCUGUUAAAGUUGCGGAGCUGUCGCUCACAGUGGCUCUUUUUUCUUUUUCCCCUCCAUUAAAUCUUCCUUCAGAGCUCAGGGAAAAGAAACGGAGCGUUUAGUGAGAUCUGCUCCUCUGUCAGCUCAGACUAAUGCUGUAUGCACUUAAAACAAACCCCUUUACAAUGUGAUUUAAACACUAGAUGAAAAAAAAAGUAUACUUGAAAAACAAAGAUUUUAAAGCCCUUAUUUUUAGAUGUAAUUAACAGAAUUGUAUUAAUUUGGUAACAAAUGCAAUAAAUAAUAUUCAGAUCUACUAUGCUGCUGAGAGAGAAAUAAAUUAAUAACUAAAUGCCUUAAUUCUAGAAAGCUAAUAGAUAUAUAGAUUUUGUUAGCUGUAAUAUAAUUAGAUUGUUGUAUGAAAACUUUAAAUGCACACAUCCUUUAAGGAUGAGUUUAAGUAGGGAGGGAGGGUUUCCCUUUCAUUUGCAAAGAUCUUCUAUUCUCAUGUAUCGAUGCCCUGCUAAGUGCCUGUUUUCUAUGAUUCACUUUGAGCUAAAGGAGGAGAGGAAAGACUAAUCCGUCACUACAGAUGUACUCUGUUUAAAACGCUGCUGUUAAUCCCCCCGCAGUGCCUAUAGUAGUCCUAAACCAAUGAUAGCUUCUCACCUCAUCUGUAUCCAUGUCUCUUUAUAUUCCUUUUGGCUUUGGAAUUGUAAACUUUUCUUUUAAAGUGCUUCAGAUGGACAGAUGGUGCCUUUCAGCUCAUUUCAUUCUAGCUUUUAAUUCCAGAUAUUUAAUUCCUGACCAUUUAAAGUUGAUUGCCUUUACUUUUUUACACCAACCUAAUGUGCCAACUACGAGUUCUAUGUUUUAAACGUAGAGCUUGCAGCCUGUGAGACUGGCUUGUUUACAUGCAGUGUUAAUACUUCUGUGGCUUAUUGCAGUCUCUCUGUUCAGCACACUAUGUUUAAUGUGAAUAAUAUUUAUCUUUCAUAUUGAUCUUUUAACUCUGAACCUUCAUCACAACUGUUUAAAUGGAUGUGAAGUUAUUAGAUUAACAAUGAAAAUGUUCACAGGCCAUAGGAGCUCGUAUUGUGCCUCAGUCUCAUUAGUUCCCCAUGCAUGUACACAAAUAAACAUCAGUCAGAUUUA
Messenger RNA from Cyprinodon tularosa, 2527 nucleotides. It is a transcript of the gene slc25a1b, whose product is annotated as slc25a1 solute carrier family 25 member 1b. The record is from RefSeq and is a predicted model, not a curated record. The coding region runs from base 254 to 1207 and encodes 317 amino acids. Gene Ontology annotation, biological process: mitochondrial citrate transmembrane transport. The transcript is spliced from 9 exons. NCBI's taxonomy places the organism in Eukaryota, Metazoa, Chordata, Actinopteri, Cyprinodontiformes, Cyprinodontidae.